This is a messenger RNA of Beta vulgaris subsp. vulgaris (sugar beet), 468 nucleotides long. RefSeq names its product jasmonate-induced protein homolog. Bases 1 to 468 code for a protein of 155 amino acids. Lineage: Eukaryota; Viridiplantae; Streptophyta; Magnoliopsida; Caryophyllales; Amaranthaceae. The record is from RefSeq and is a predicted model, not a curated record. The transcript has a single exon.
AUGGCAUCCUACCAAGCACCAAAAUCAUCAUCACGAAUCAAUGAGAAGCACAGGGCUGCAAUAGAUGAGCUGAAGAAGGAGCUCGGGGCAAAUGAAAGCCCCUUAAGCGAUGCGCGAAAUGCAAAAGCUCAGGCUACCACAAAGGCCUCUAUGUUGAAUAAUGGCGUGGGAACCAUAAAAUUCCAGGAGAAGAAAGAUUGGUCCGGUUCGAUCGUCGGAUCUAUCCCUCCUACAAUUCAAAUAAACAAGUCUGGUAAGUUUUCUCACAGAGGCACCCCUCCUAAGGACUCAAAUGGAUCCAUGGAGCUUGGUGUACGUUGGUCCCAAUGUGCAAGUGGGCCAGAUAAUUGUGCCUGGAUCAUGGCUUGGAGCACUCCUGGUGAUGGCACUGAAAACAAGGCAAAUUCUCUUUAUCCAUCUUUAUUGUUAUCAUAUUUCAUCUUACUUAUAGUCACUGUCAUCGCAUAA